Ambispora gerdemannii is the source of this 501-nucleotide messenger RNA. NCBI's taxonomy places the organism in Eukaryota, Fungi, Glomeromycota, Glomeromycetes, Archaeosporales, Ambisporaceae. The record is from the annotation of a GenBank genome assembly.
AUGUCGACAAACGAAACCUCUGAUGACCUAGAAACAAUUCUACGGCAAUUAGCCAACGAAGUAAUAGAAAACCCUACACAAUUGACAUUAGAAUUAGGUGACCAACUCGACUUUUCACCCUCACAAUUAUCGAAUACUCCUUUAGUAUUUUCAGAAGAAUCACCAAUAAUAAUUAAUAAAUCACAAGAAGAAAAAGAACGAAAAAUAAAAGAAAUUAAUAAAAUAUUAAGAAAUACAAAGAAACAAAAUAUAAAAAGAAAUAAAAAAGAAAAAUCUGACACAUGGAACAGAUAUGCACGAACACAACAAAACGACGGACAAAAACUAUGCUGUUUAGCAUUAAAACCCAUAUUUAGAACUAAAUUAAUGCGACUCCGAAUAGCAGAAUGGUUAAGUGAUAUAUUCUCAACAAAUCCCGAAUUCCUUCUUGAAGUAUCUAGAGGAACAUUCUUAAAACUAGGACGUUUGAACCACGAAGAACUACAGCAAUUAGCAGAAAAA